This is a messenger RNA of Neoarius graeffei (lesser salmon catfish), 1203 nucleotides long. RefSeq names its product purinergic receptor P2X, ligand-gated ion channel, 2 (gene p2rx2). Gene Ontology annotation, molecular function: purinergic nucleotide receptor activity; extracellularly ATP-gated monoatomic cation channel activity; ATP binding. Gene Ontology annotation, cellular component: nuclear inner membrane; plasma membrane. Gene Ontology annotation, biological process: response to ATP; monoatomic cation transmembrane transport. The record is from RefSeq and is a predicted model, not a curated record. Lineage: Eukaryota; Metazoa; Chordata; Actinopteri; Siluriformes; Ariidae. The transcript has 12 exons. The coding region runs from base 1 to 1203 and encodes 400 amino acids.
AUGGGAUUUUUGGAGUUCUUUAAAGACUUCUUCCUGAGUUUCUGGGACUAUGAGACCCCAAAGGUUAUGGUAGUGAAGAACAGGAGACUGGGCGUCAUUUACAGAUCUGUACAGCUUCUGGUCAUCACAUAUUUCAUUUGGUAUGUGUUCAUCAGUCAGAAGGCAUAUCAGGAAACAGAGGAUCGUCCAGAGAGCUCCGUCUACACCGAGAUGAGAGGCGUGGCCAUACUGGAAGGCAACAUUCGGGAUACGACCGAGUACGCCAAGCCGUCUGAGGGUGGUGAUGUCAUCAGUACGAUACUGAGGAGGGAGGUGACACACGAUCAGACACAGGGCACAUGUGCUGAGCAUUUCAGCAUCCCAAAUGCAAACUGUACCUCUGAUGCUGAUUGUAACCCGGGUGAGCUGGACUUCGACAGCCAUGGUCAGAGAACAGGACACUGUGUGCCUUACUACAACUACACCUUUAAAACCUGCGAGAUCAAAAGCUGGUGCCCGAUCGAGGAGGUUGCUGCAGAGAGAGAGCCACCACUGGAAGAAGCCAUCAACUUCACAGUCUUCAUACGGAACGCCAUCCAUUUCCCAAAGUUCAAAGUGCUCAGGGUGAACAUCAAACCAAAGAAGCCGAAGAAGCUCCUGCGGUGUCAUUACCACCCCGAGACCAACCCGUACUGCCCUGUGUUCAGACUCGGCUACAUCGCUGACCAGGCCCGAGAGAAGUUCAGCGAACUCUGCAGAACUGGUGGGGUGAUCGGCGCGUUUAUUAACUGGAACUGCGACUUUGACGUCGAUCCAUCGAAAUGCAUUCCUACUUACUCGUUUCGGAGGUUGGACCUCAGGAAAACCCUGACCAGCUCGGGUUACCACUACAGGUUUGCCAAGUACUACUACAAGGACGGAGUGGAAUACAGAUCACUUAUAAAAGCGUUUGGGAUUCGUUUGGAUGUCAUCGUACAUGGACAUGCAGGAAAAUUUAGCCUCAUCCCAACCAUCAUCAAUGCGGUAACAGCGAUGACCUCAGUGGGAAUAUGCUCCAUCAUCUGUGAUUGGAUCAUGUUGACGUUUAUCGAUAAGCAUGAGGUCUACAGUGGAAAGAAGUUUGAUGAUGUUACUAAGAACCCCACCCCACCAGUCGUCACAGAGAUCACUCUCAGCAGCUACGGCUCCACCCACUCUGACCUCUCGGACGGGGUGCCAUUGUGA